Messenger RNA from Alternaria metachromatica, 930 nucleotides. RefSeq lists its product as uncharacterized. Gene Ontology annotation, molecular function: L-lactate dehydrogenase (NAD+) activity. The record is from RefSeq and is a predicted model, not a curated record. Gene Ontology annotation, cellular component: cytoplasm. Gene Ontology annotation, biological process: carboxylic acid metabolic process. The coding region runs from base 1 to 930 and encodes 309 amino acids. The transcript has a single exon. NCBI's taxonomy places the organism in Eukaryota, Fungi, Ascomycota, Dothideomycetes, Pleosporales, Pleosporaceae.
AUGUCAGACCCCAAAAAUACCUCCUCCAUCGCCAUCCUCGGCGCCGGCGAUGUAGGCGCUACAAUCGCAUACAGCCUCAUCAUGAACCCCGUCGCCGGUGACAUCCUGCUUGUCGAUCCCAAAGAAGAAGUCAGGGACGCGCAAGUCGCCGACCUUUCUGAUGCGACCUUCUACGGCAACACAAGCACACGCAUAAGAGCAGGUACACAUAAAGAGGCGGGUCAGUGCGAUAUCGUUGUUAUCGCCGCAGGUGCGAAACAGAAGAAGGGCGAGAGUAGGACGGAUCUUAUCGGUCGCAACAAGUCCAUUCUUGAAUCCGCAAUCUCGGAUAUGAAACCGUUCCGCGAGGAUACGGUCCUUCUGCUAGUCGCAAACCCCGUCGACGUACUCACCUACUUCGCCCAACAAUACUCCGGUCUCCCGAAAUCCCAGGUCAUCGGCAGUGGCACCUUCCUCGACUCAGCGCGCCUCCGCGGGAUCCUCGCCUCCAAGGCUGAAGUUGCGGCCUCCAGCAUCGAAGCGUACGUCCUGGGUGAACACGGCGAAUCACAAUUCGUCGCCUGGAGUCUGGCUUCCAUCGGCGGCGUUCCGCUUUCCUCCGCUUUAUCGUCGAAGCAAUCAGGCCAGCUAGAUAAGAACGCCAUCGCAGAGGAGACGAAGAAUAAAGCCACGUCUAUCAUCGAGAACAAGGGCGCUACGAACUACGGCAUCGGCGGCGUUGCAGCAUCGAUAUGUAAAUCCAUCAUCUUCGAUGAGAAGAUUGUGCGGCCAGUCAGUACGUAUCAAGAAGAUCUCGGUGUGUGCUUGAGUAUGCCGGUUGUGCUGGGUAGAAAGGGCGUGGUGAGGGCGGUGCAGAUGCCGUUGGAUAAGGAGGAGAGGGCGAAGUUGGAGGGGAGUGCCAAGGCUUUAAGAGAGGUCAUUGAUGCGUGA